This is a messenger RNA of Diaporthe citri, 441 nucleotides long. RefSeq lists its product as uncharacterized. The transcript has 2 exons. NCBI's taxonomy places the organism in Eukaryota, Fungi, Ascomycota, Sordariomycetes, Diaporthales, Diaporthaceae. The record is from RefSeq and is a predicted model, not a curated record. The coding region runs from base 1 to 441 and encodes 146 amino acids.
AUGAAGCCCUUGCUCAACACCCAUAAGAAGCCCUCGAUCGGCACCCUUAAGAAGCCCUCGCUCGGCACCCACAAGAAGCCCUCAAGUGGCACCCUUAAGAAGCCCUCGCUUGCGAUUGGCACCCUCAAGAAGCCCUCGCUCGGCACCCACAAGAAGCCCUUAAGUGGCACCCUUAAGAAGCCCUCGCUUGCAAUUGGCACCCUUAAGAAGCCCUCGCUUGCGAUUGGCACCCUUAAGAAGCCCUCGCUCGGCACCCACAAGAAGCCCUCAAGUGGCACCCUCAAGAAGCCCUCGCUUGGCACCCUCAAGAAGCCCUCGCUUGCAAUUAACACCCUUAAGAAGCCCUCGCUUGGCACCCUCAAGAAGCCCUUGCUUAGCACCCUUAAGAAGCCCUUGCUUGGCACCCUUAAGAAGCCCUCGUUUGCAAUUAACGCCCCUUAG